Messenger RNA from Gorilla gorilla gorilla (western lowland gorilla), 6089 nucleotides. RefSeq names its product ubiquitin specific peptidase 3 (gene USP3). Gene Ontology annotation, cellular component: nucleus. NCBI's taxonomy places the organism in Eukaryota, Metazoa, Chordata, Mammalia, Primates, Hominidae. Gene Ontology annotation, biological process: protein deubiquitination. The transcript has 17 exons. The coding region runs from base 776 to 2272 and encodes 498 amino acids. The record is from RefSeq and is a predicted model, not a curated record. Gene Ontology annotation, molecular function: cysteine-type deubiquitinase activity; zinc ion binding.
GGGGCUGUGCCCGUCCGUGUUGCGGGGUCGCCUGUGGGGCGGGUGUCCGGCCCCCGAGGGGCGGCCGCACGUGUGGCAGGGCCCGCGCCGCGCUUCUCCGCGGACAGGACGGGAAGAGCGCCGCUCUCCGGGCGCAGCUUUGUCUGGGCUGCGGGGCGCGCGGGGCUCCUCUCCUCUGCCGAACCCGGCCCGGGUUUCCUUUCCCUUCUCCGCAGGCUCGGGCACCUCGAAACCCCGAGAGGCGCUCGGAGCUCGGGCGGCGGAGGUCGGGGUCUUUCAUCCGUCAGGGAUGGUGAAGUUUGAAAACAGGCUGCGGGCUGAGAAGCUCGAAGGCUGAGCCAACAGCUGCUUUGGAGGGGACUGCUCGAGUUUGUUUUUCAGACCUUUUGGGUUGUCCGAAAAUGCGUUGGGAUUCCCAGUUCCUGUGUUGUGAAACACUUACUAGAUUUAUAUAAGGCUUUUGAGUAGCUUAAGCGUUUUAACUCCUCCUGCUGGCCCCCUUGGAAGCCCCAGUGCCCUCUCAUUGUCUGCUCUAAGCGACUUCUUAGGAUCGCACCGGCCACACGGCUUUGAUUACUUCCUGGGCUUUACAGACGACCCUGGAAACCUUUAAUACUGUUUCCAUGGGAAAUGUGUUUAUCCUGCAGCCUUCAAAUGUUUAUCUGGUGUGACUGUAUUAUGCCCUCAAAGAGUACUGUAUGUUGCCCAGGCUGGCCUCGAACUCUAGGCUCAAGUGAUUCUUCUGCCUCAGCCUCCCAAGUAGCUGGGACUACAGAUGCAAUCACCACCACACUUGGCAGUGUGCCGGUCCAACAAAAGCCCUUGGGUCUGUUUGACUUGUUCAAGUGUCCACUGUGGAAGGUAUGUGAAUGGCCAUGCAAAAAAACAUUAUGAAGAUGCACAAGUACCCUUAACCAACCAUAAGAAAUCAGAAAAGCAAGAUAAAGCUCAGCACACAGUAUGUAUGGAUUGCAGUAGCUACAGUACAUACUGUUAUCGCUGUGAUGAUUUUGUGGUUAAUGACACCAAGCUGGGACUGGUACAGAAAGUCAGAGAACACUUACAGAACUUGGAAAACUCAGCUUUCACAGCUGACAGGCAUAGGAAAAGAAAACUUUUGGAAAACUCAACACUAAACAGCAAGUUAUUAAAAGUAAAUGGAAGCACCACUGCCAUUUGUGCCACAGGCCUUCGGAAUUUGGGGAACACAUGUUUCAUGAAUGCCAUCCUUCAGUCACUCAGUAACAUUGAGCAGUUUUGCUGUUAUUUCAAAGAACUGCCCGCCGUGGAGUUAAGGAAUGGGAAAACAGCAGGAAGGCGGACAUACCACACCAGGAGCCAAGGGGAUAACAAUGUGUCUUUGGUAGAAGAGUUUAGAAAGACACUCUGUGCUUUAUGGCAAGGCAGCCAGACUGCAUUUAGCCCAGAGUCCUUAUUUUAUGUUGUUUGGAAGAUUAUGCCAAACUUUAGGGGCUAUCAACAGCAGGACGCCCAUGAAUUCAUGCGCUACCUUUUGGACCACCUACACUUGGAACUUCAGGGCGGUUUCAACGGUGUUUCCCGCUCGGCAAUUCUGCAGGAGAAUUCUACUCUGUCUGCAAGUAACAAGUGUUGCAUAAAUGGAGCAUCUACUGUUGUCACGGCUAUAUUCGGAGGCAUUCUCCAAAAUGAGGUUAACUGCCUCAUAUGUGGGACAGAAUCUAGAAAGUUUGAUCCAUUCCUAGACCUUUCAUUAGAUAUUCCAAGUCAGUUCAGAAGUAAGCGCUCUAAGAAUCAAGAAAAUGGACCAGUUUGUUCGUUACGAGAUUGUCUUCGCAGUUUUACCGACUUAGAAGAACUUGAUGAGACAGAGUUAUAUAUGUGCCAUAAAUGCAAAAAGAAACAAAAGUCCACAAAAAAGUUUUGGAUUCAAAAACUACCCAAGGUGCUAUGCUUACAUUUGAAAAGAUUUCAUUGGACAGCAUAUUUAAGAAAUAAAGUUGAUACAUACGUAGAAUUUCCACUGAGAGGCCUAGACAUGAAAUGCUACUUACUAGAGCCUGAGAACAGUGGCCCGGAGAGCUGCCUGUAUGACCUCGCCGCUGUGGUGGUGCACCACGGUUCCGGGGUUGGUUCUGGACAUUACACAGCAUACGCAACUCACGAAGGCCGCUGGUUCCACUUCAAUGACAGUACUGUAACACUGACUGACGAGGAGACUGUGGUGAAGGCGAAGGCCUACAUCCUUUUCUACGUGGAACACCAGGCCAAAGCUGGAUCGGAUAAACUUUAAUACCUCCUCCAAAUCAUCAUUCACCAACCAUACCAGAGAAACAUUUCCAGUUUUCCACAAAUACUUGAUACAAGAUUUAAUUUCAUUAUGCACUUUUCAAUUUCCUAUUUUGGGUUUAGUUUUGUCAAUGGUAGUGACUUACUGAACAUGGGCACCAACUAAUUUUGUUGUUGUUCUACCAGAAAACCUCAGCAGAUGUUUUGAUUUGCUGCUUUAGUUGUAAUAAUUCAAUUUUUAUAUGUAGUUGUAAGAACUUAGUCUUAUUUGACUUUUUUAUUUUAUGUUAAUGUUUUCAGUUCUCACUUUGAGGCACAUUUACAUCAAUGCUUUUGUUCCUCUCACAUGCUGAAAGCAAGAUGUGUUCCUUAUUGUGAAGAGCGACACAACUGCCUGCUGCCUUUCCACAGCUGUAAUGGACAUCAGGUUGACUCUAAAUCAAGGAUCAUGUAUGCACAAUACUUGUGGCCCACAAAAUUUCACAAUGACUGCUGAGGAAUCAUUCUUUUUGCCUGUAAACUAUAACAAAGGGCAUCAUUAAGUAGACCAGGUAAUUACUGCUUGUCUCUUGAGGCUGCUGUUUAUCAGCACUAACUAAAUAAAUUUGUUGGUUCAGUUGUACUUGUCCUGCAAAUACAAGAAUUACUCUCUUUGUUGGUUUUUUUGGUUUUGGGGCAUACUUGUUUGCGGAGAGGUAAGAUGGGAGUAAAGACCAAAUACAUGUAAUGUUUAAAAAAAUGCUGUGACUCACUGACAUGGUAUAGGUGUUACCAGUGAGGUAAAGCCAUGGCGUCUGCCUCCUUUCUGAAUCAGUAUCUCAUUCCCCCUUAGUUGUACCACUGGAAGUCACGACAUGUCCAUUAUAGACUUACUGCUUGUGUUUGGCAUCCGAGUCUGAGGUGUGAACCUCUGGGAUUUGCUUGGAUCAUCACCAGCACUUCAGUUUAUCACUGGGGGGUGUGCUUCCACAGGAGGAAAUUUAGAAUCUUCGCUGCUCUGGGUUUUAACACCUCUCAUUGGCUUAUCCUGAUAGGACAAGUUGAAAAUAUUGUUUGAGUAAGUGGAGUUUUCGUUUUGUUUUUUGGGGGGUUUUGGAGACAAGAGUCUCUCUCUGUUGCCCAGGCUGGAGUGCAGUGGCACAAUCUCAGCUCAUUGCAACCUCAGCCUCCCGAGUAGCAAUUCUCCUGCCUCAACCUCCUGAGUAGCUGAGAUUACAGGUGGCCACCACCACACCUGGCUAAUUUUUUUUUUGUAUUUUUAGUAAAGACGGGGGUUUACCAUGUUGGCUAGGGUGGUCUCAACCUCCUGACCUCAGGUGAUCCACCUGCCUCAGCCUCCCAAUCAGGUGAUCCACCUGCCUCAGCCUCCCAAAGUGCUGGGAUUACAGGCGUGAGCCACCACGCCCAGCCAGUUUUGUUUUUAAAAAACAGAUUUAACUCAGAUUCAAAUUUGGAACCAGAAUCCCAUUUAAAGAAAGCAGUUGUGGUUUCUACAAGUGUUCUAAGACAGUCCUGUGGUGGUUUUUUUUUUCUUUUUUUUGGUUGGGGGGGUGGGGGUUGGUAGACAUAGCCUACCAAUUCUCCACAAGGGACAAAAUAUAUCUUGUGUUAAGCCAACGAGACUUUCUGGCAAUUUUUUUUUUUUUUUUAAUGGAGUCUUACUCUGUCCCUCAGGCUGGAGUGCAGUGUGGCAUGAUCACAGCUCACUGUAGCCUCAACCUCCCAGGCUCAAGCUGUCCUCCCACUUCAGCCUCGAAGUAGCUGGCACCACCACACCCAGCUAAUUUUUAAUGUUUUUACUAGAGAUGGGGUUUCACCACGUUGCCCAGGCUGGUCUUGCACUCCUGGGCUCAAGUGAUCCACCCACCUUGGCUUCCCAAGGUGCUAGCAUUACAGGCAUGAGCCACCACGCCCAGCCUGUUCUAUUAAAAACAUCUUGACCUUUUUUUUUUUUUUUUUAAGUUUAUGAUAUAAAAACAGUCUGGUGGCUUUCCCUCAGGUUGGAUAUCUGAAGUUGUGGGAGCAGAUGUAGCUCCAUUUCCAUUUUAAUAUUAACUGGAUAAAUCCCACAUCUUCCCAGAACACAUCUGCUAAACACUUUAACAUGACAAGGAGCAAAUUGCAAUUAUGUGUAAACUUAUAUCAUCCAGUACAAUGGCCCCUAGCCACAUGUGACUGAAAUUUAAAUUAGAAACUCAGUGCCUUCAGUCACUCUAGCCACAUUUCAAGUGCUCAACACCCACAUUCGGCGUAGGACAGUGCUGGUCUAAAUUUUCACUCCAAAGAAGAAAACUUUGCCAUCACGUUUAGGUCUUACAACUUUGAAUCCUAAAAGAUAAUAGGGAGAUGUGUGCUUAAAUUAAUUUACAAUGCUAAAUUAUAUUAGGUUAAACUGUAUGAAACUCUGCUAUUUGACGAGUUCUGAUCUACAAAAAUGACAGCUCCACCUGAUCUGAUGUAUCACACAUUAACAUCACAUCUAAUUCAACCUGAAAUGUGAGUCUCCUUUGAUCUUGCAAAGUAUCUCCUAUGAAUCCAGGCUCUUUUGCUUAGAAGGUAGACAGCUGUAACCUCUAACAUUGAUACUUCGAUCUUCAGUCUCUCUGAAUGGGCAGCUGUUAAACAGUAAAGGCCUGGGCAGAGUUGAUGGUGAAAAAAAGCUGUAUUUUUAUACCAAAUGGAACUUUAGCAACACGUUGGACUACUUUGUCGGGCAGAGUGGUCUUCAGACAGGUGAUGCUGUUGGCUUACGAGAUGAACACGUCUUCUCUCUGAAUUUGUUUUUAUUGGUUGGUUUUACUUGAACAGAAACGUUUGAAUGGUGUGAAGAUUCUUUAGAAAAGUGAUUGGAUCCAUCUCAAUUGUGCACUUGAACACCAGUGAUGUAAAUGUGCCUAUUUGUAUUUUCAUUUUUAACUGUGUAGCCUUACCACACCUAUUUUGAAAGCUGAUCUUUUGUCCUCUUCAGGGCUUUUCCCUUGUGCCAUGUUGUCUCCAGCAAUAUAUGUGGCUUCUCACUCAGAGCUUCUGCUGAGGAAGGGCCUCGCGCUGAGUCACAUGGCUCCUUGGAACAAGAAAACUUUCUCAGAAGUCCCCACACGGGUGGGUGACAGAAACAGUUUGUGGCAACACAAAUCUCUCUCCAUGGUGGAGAAACCUUUGCUUAUCCACUGUAUUCUACUCAGUGUAUAGUGAUGACAGAUGUACUAGAAUUAAACCAGUCAAGUGUACUGGCCCAGGGUGAGUGUUAAAUGUGUAUCUCGCCUGUGGAACCUACUCAGCAGCUUGGUUUCUGGGGUUGGGGACAUAUUUAUUUCUUAAAGCCAAACCUCUCCUUCAUUGGUUUAGUGUACAUAAGUCUAUUUAGAUACACUUAUCCCACUUUAAUCUCCACCAGCCCCUAAACUCUCUCCUGUACCCUCUGUUGCUGAAGUGGCCUCUUCACCUGGGCCCUGGAAAAGCCCAUGGAAAAAGUCUGUUCCUGCAGCCAAGGCCUGGGUCCCAGGUGACUAGGAGUAGCCAUAGGAAAGUGAGGAAGGAGAAGUGGGCAUGUGGUGUCAUCUGUAGUCCAAGGUCUCUGCGUCUCGUCAGUGGGUGCAAUGCCUUCCCACUCAGGUGUGAGCGUGAUGGACUCUAGACUGCCUUCCAUGAGUGUUGGUCAUGCUAUGAUGUCAUCAUUUGCCAUUAAAACCCAGUUUGUAUGAUGCCAAGAGGAUUAAUUGUGCAAGUGACUGAUUCAUUUAAAUUGUAAUCACAUCCCUUUUCUGCUUCACCAACCUGAACUGUUUUUAAAAAGUAUCAUUAAAAGUCUGUUCUCUUUC